Mycosarcoma maydis (corn smut) is the source of this 3150-nucleotide messenger RNA. RefSeq lists its product as uncharacterized. NCBI's taxonomy places the organism in Eukaryota, Fungi, Basidiomycota, Ustilaginomycetes, Ustilaginales. The coding region runs from base 1 to 3150 and encodes 1049 amino acids. The transcript has a single exon. Gene Ontology annotation, biological process: protein import into nucleus. Gene Ontology annotation, molecular function: small GTPase binding. The record is from RefSeq and is a predicted model, not a curated record. Gene Ontology annotation, cellular component: cytosol; nuclear envelope.
AUGGACGCUCUGGUGCAGCUAUUCACCCACUCGUUGGAUCCCAACCCCAACGCUCGUAAGGCGGCUGAGCUCGAGCUCAAGAAAGUCGAAGCUCACGAUGGAAUGCUCUCCUCGGUCUUUCAGAUCGUCGCUUCCACUCAGCUCAGCAUUUCAGUGAGGCAAGCCGCUGCCGUCUACUUUAAGAACCGCGUGCAAAGGCAUUGGGACUCGACUCCCGUUCGUGGGGCACCCACCGUCACUGCCAUCCCUCAAGGCGAUAAGGAUGCCAUCAAGUCUGCCAUUCUUCAGACCCUCGUGGAAACUACCGCUCCCAUCCAGGUUCAUGUUGCAAAUGCGCUUCGUACCAUCGUGAAAUGCGACUUCCCGGAUCAGUGGCCACAUCUAUUGGACCAGAUCGGACAGCUCCUCCAGAGCCAAGAGCCUCACCAGGUUUACGGCGGUCUUCGUGCGCUACUCGAGGUGGUUCGAGCCUACAGGUGGAACAACGGCUCCAAGAUGAUGGAGCAACUCGCACCUGCUACUCUGCCGCUUAUCUUGCGUACCGGCGAAAACCUGCUCAAUUCCGACAAUUUUUCGUUCCCAAGGGUCGGCGAGAUCAUCUAUGUGAUCCUCAAAGUCUACAAGACUUCGAUGCACUCUGAGCUCACCAAGCACCAGCAGACGCACGAGUCAAUCGUUCCUUGGGGCUCUUUUCUACUUCAAGUUGUUCAGAAGGAGAUCGACCCAGCGAACCUACCCUCGGACGACGAAGAGGCAAUGGAGGCGGCUCCUUGGUGGAAGGCAAAGAAGUGGGCUUUCCACACCCUCAACAAGCUCUUCUCUCGCUACGGCAACCCGUCCCAGCUUCCGUCGGACAUGCAGAAUUACAAACCUUUCGCCGAGCAUUUUGUUCAGACGUUUGCUCCGGAAAUCCUCAAGGUGUACCUGCGCAUCGCCGAAGCCAACAGCCAAGGCUCCAUGUGGAUUUCCAAAAAGGCCUUCUACUUUCUCUGCAUGUUCUUCACCGAAUGUGUCAAGCCCAAGACUACGUGGGCGCUUCUCAAGCCGCACGUGCCUCAGCUCACCCAGUCAUUCAUCUUCCCGCGUCUCUGCUUUAGCGAAGAGGAUGACGAGUUGUGGGAGCUGGACGCGGUCGACUUUGUACGAGCCAAUCUUGACCCGUUCGAGGAGAUUGGCUCUGUGUCCGGCUCGGCUGCUACGUUUGUCCAGACCGUCGCAUCCAAGCGUACCAAGAGCGCGUUUAUGCCUUUGCUCGAAUUUGUCACUUCAGUGGUCAACGCCUAUCCAAUGGAGAGGAGCGCCAAGGAGAAGGACGGAGCCUUCCAUCUCUGCCGUGCUAUGGACUUGACCAUGGUCAACCACGAAAAGGUGUCUGGAAUGCUUGACUCGUUCUUUGCGCAGCAUGUGAUCCCGGAGAUGAAGAGCGAGCACAAAUUUUUGCGUUAUCGCGCUUGCGACUUGGUCAAGGCGUUUGAUCACAACGGUAUGCAGUGGAGCAACAAUGCGACGUUGGAAGCAGCGUUCCGUGGAGUGAUGGAUUGUAUUGGAGAUGCCGAGCUUCCCGUUCGUGUUGUUGCCGCUGAAGCGAUUGGCUCGCUCAUCGACCACGAUGAAGUGCACGCAGCAAUGGCGCCAAAUGCGGCUCGUCUUAUGCAGGAACUGCUCAAGCUCAGCGACGAGACGGAUCUAGACAUUCUCUCUCCGACAAAGUCCAAAGUGGUGGCCAACUUUGGCGAGGAAUUGCUGCCCUUUUCGAUCCAGCUCACGGAGCAGAUGGCCGAGUCGUACCUGCGUCUGGUCAACGAGAACCUCGAAAGUGCAGAUCGCGAUCCUGAUGGUACCAUGGAGCUCAACAUGGAUAACCACGAAGACGACAAGCUGUUUGCUGCUAUGGGUUGUCUCAACACCAUCUUCCAGAUCAUCGCUUCGGCCGAAUCCAAACCGGACAUCCUUGAGAAGCUUGAAGCUGUGGUUCUGCCCAUUGUCGCUUUUACCUUGGAGAAGGAUUGCGUCGAGCUGUUUGAUGACUGCCUGGAGCUCACAGACACCUUGACUUACUUCCAAAAGAAGGUGAGCCCGGCGAUGUGGCACAUUUUUACUCUGAUUUACAAGUCGUUCAAGGGUGCCGGUAUUGACUACCUGUCGGAGAUGCUGCCUACGAUUGACAAUUGCGUCUCGUACGGCGUCGAGGUGGUGCAGCAGUCGUCGGAGUACAAGUCGAUGCUGGUGGAUAUCUUUUUGACGGCCAUGACGUCGGAUCAGCUGGGCAUCACGGAUCAGGUGGCGGCUUGCAAGCUGGCCGAUGUGAUCCUGCUGCUGUUGAAGGGAGGCGUGGACGAGGCUCUUCCUCAGAUUGUCAACGCUGUUUUGCCGCACACGGUGGACGAGGAGAAGAUCAAGGCGGAUGUGAGAAAGUGGUCGGUGAUCGUGGUGCUGGAUGCGUUGGUGUACAACGCCGGUGCCACGUUGCAGGUUGUCGAAGCGAAUGGAGCAACGGCUGCGCUAUUUGGUGCAGUGACAACGUUGUUGCCGAAACUGACGCGGGUACACGAGAAGAAAGUUGCUGCAUCGGCCAUCAUCCAACUGUUGGCGUUGGAGCCUGCUUUGCUUCCUGCAGCGCUGCAGAGCAACUUGACUGCGUUCCUGGUGGCGCUUGCUACCCAACUCGACGGACUGCCGGACGCGAUCCGGAAACGAAACGAAAUGCUGGAAGCGUUCGAGAAUGAAUCCGCGGAUCAAGAGGAAGAUGAAACGUCGUUCGCAUCGAGCUCGGCAGGUGUCAAUGUCGACACUUCGGGCUUUGAAGACGUGGACGACGACCACGAUGUGUUGGACGAAGAGAACGAGUACAUGGAGAUGUUUGCUCGCGAACGUGCCAAGCUUCGUGCGCGAGCCAAUGGCGAGGAGCUGGAAGACGACGAGGACGAGGACGAUGAGUUUGUCGACGAGGAUGACGAGGACGACGAGCUGAGCUACGAGAGCCCGAUGGAUGCGGUUCCGGUGUUUGAGCAGUUCCGACAGUUGUUGACCAGCUACCAGAGCGAAAGGCCCGACGUGUGGGCCAAGAUCGCCGCCGAGUUGACGGCUGAUCAGAUGCAGUUGAUCCAGCAAGCUGCCGAGGGCAAGGACGAGCGCGUCAAGACGUUGUAG